GUUAAAUUUAAAAUUGUUUGAUUGGAUUGAAUUAUUAUGUAUUCAUCACUGAAAAGUUCUGUGGGAUAUUGUAAAUAAUACAUUAAGGAUAAUUGUUUUAGUACUUUUGCGAUUGUCAAGUUGUAUCUUGUGCAAAUUAAAUUUUCUAAUUGCGCCCUAACGAUGAGUUUUUAAUGAUUUUAAUGGUGCCCACAUAGGAAAAACUGAAGUUAUUAUUUUCCAAGUAGUCAUGGGCGAUCUCCUUAAAGCAGUUACUUCAGAUUUUGAGUUUAUUGCGACAAAGACUGAAUUUGCAUUCAAGAAAUACAGUGAGUCAGUGGAUUGGGAAAAAUUAGGUAAAUUUAUAUCUUAAGGUCUGUGAUAAUUUUAAUUAAUUAUUAAAUACCUAACAAUCGACAAACAGGGAAUGAAAAAUGUUCUACUUAUAUAAAUCUACGUAGAUACUUAAACCUUAUUCAACAUACUUAUUAAAAAUGUAAUUGUAGAGCAAAUUUCCAUCGAUGAUAUAAUCUCAAAAACUGAUGUACAGAGUUUGUCAACCCUUGUAUCUAGUAUCCUCAGUUACAAUGUUGAGAAAAUGAGUGUAACUAAGAAAAUAUUCCGUCUUUCACAGUUGAUUAUUGAAUUUUUAUUGCAUUGUAAAAACCAUCCAACUUUAUUGAUUAAUGGCAAAGUAUGUUUUAUGUAUAUUAUGCAAUUUAUUUGAUCUGUAUUUUAAUGGACAAUUUAAUACAUAUAUUAAUAUUUUUAUUUAGGUAAAGUGUGCAGCCCUAUGUGAGUAUUGUGGGAAAAUGUUUUUGGACAAAAAUUAUUUGAAAUAUCAUUGUUUUCGACGACAUGGGCUAAACUCGUGCACAAAUUUAAACUCAUUUGAAAAUGAACAUUAUGUUGAAAGUUUAAAGACAGAAAUUACUCAACUUCAAAAUAAUUUAGAAGACAUGCGCAAAACUAUUCAGAAUAAAUCACAAGUAAAAUUAAAUUUAAAAAUUUAAAUUAUUUUUUUGUGUUCACUUAAAAUUAACUUUAAUGUUUUUAGGAUUUUGAAAUUUACCAAGAAGUGAAUGACUGUAAAAUUAAUUGUAAUGUAGCUCAUAAAAAUAAAUUAUUAUAUCAUGUGAGUUAAUCUUUGUAUUAUUUGAAAUUUGUUGGUAUAAUUUAAUUUUCAUUUCUUAGUUAAUAUCUCAAUCAGGCGAUAACCCUAUGCAGAUACAAGAAAUGUGUUGGAAACAAAAGUAUAAUAGCCUAGAAAAAAAAUACAAAAUACUUCAAAAUGAAUAUCAAACAGAACAGAAUACCACCAAAACUGAACCUGGUAAAUUUCUAUUUUAGAUUCUAAGCACAAUGAGGAACGUAUUGGUUCUAUAAUGUGUGAUUUUUAUAAUUAUUAUUAGAUUCUGAGAUUACUGAGAAACGUAUUAGUUUUACUUUAAUAUGUGCUAUUUUGUUUUGUUUUUUUGUUUAUAUAAAUAACACUUUUCUAGCAGAAAAAUAGCUUCAAUUAAAAAAUUGUUAAGAGAGCUUUUUUGUAGCAUUUUAAUCUUAUGAUGCAUUUAUGAGGUAAUUUUUAAUUCUUUUUGUAGUUUUCAUUAUACAUGGGAAAAAAAACAGGAAAGUGUACAGCCAUAACACUAUCAUUAUUUUUUAUUUGAUUUUUUUUAGUAAAACAGUUAAAAAUAUUGUAUAGAUCUGCAAUUUUUACAUAAAUCUUAAACUAACUCUUUCUAAAUAUAAAUGUUGAAAACAUCUUACCAAUUUUUAUGCUAUUUAUAUAACAUUUUCUGAUUUUUUUUUAGAUAUUUGGAUUAAAUUGUUUUGGUUUCAUAGAUAUGAUCUAAUAUUUUUUAUGAAUUUUGUAAAACUGAAAAAAAAAAUAGCAAACUAUGUCUACUAUGUUUCCACAGACAGACAUUUUCAGUAUUCAUAUUUAAAAAUUUAAAACACAUUUGAUUUGUUUUUAUUAAAUCUUAUUAGCUUUUUAUUCUUUGUCUAUGUUUUAAAAUUGUUCAACUUCUGUCAAGUACUUUGUACUUAUUUAUUACGUAUUAUAAGCAUCUUUAUUUCUUUGUAAAUUGCCCAGCUUAUAAAAUUAAAAUUAUUUUAUGAAAGUACAAAAAAAAUUCCCUUUGUGAAAACAUAGUAAAUUUUGUCGCCUUUAAUUUGGCAAAAUAACUUUUGUUUUAAGUCUAUAAGAUCCCCGGGCUAUUGCAGAUACUUCAAAAACAUUUUUUGAUGCAUUACCCGACAGAGUUUAUUAUUAAUAUAUUGAUCAAAUUAUUUUUAAUCCAUUUAAUAAGUUUAUUACACUGGUAUUUACCAUUUAAUAUUUUUAUUACCUACAUAUUAUGGCCAUAAUAAAUAUGAAUGCACAGGAAGCGUGAUAAAAAAAAAUAAUAUUUAACACAUAAUCACAUUUCAAAAAAAAAAAACUGAAUACUGAUUAAAUUCUUCUGUUCAUAUCUUUAAAUUUAAUUUUAAUAAUAUAUAUUAUGUAAAAUAACAAUAAUUUGUAUGAAAUAUAAUAUAUGAUACUACUUUCUCUCACAUUUAAUAAUAUAAUAUUCUAUGAAUGCAUCAUCCAUAUUUUUCAUUAAAUAAAAAGCUCAAUAAUGAUUUGUACAAACCUAAAAUUCCAGACCCAAAUAUUUUACCUAUUAGUUAUCAGGUUUUGUUAUUAAUAAUAAUUUUUGAACAAUUUAACUUGGUUACUAUUUAUUGAUUAGUUGGAUUGCAUUUUAAUUGUUAAAAAAAUAAAAUAAUUUAAUACAUAUACAGUUGUUUAUGUACUAUUUGUUUGUAUAUUUAUUAGUAUCUAAAAUUAUGUAUUAUUUAUGUUUUGAAUCAAUUUUUAUUUUAUUUUUACUGCUUUAAUUAUUUUAGUAUGCUAAUUAAAUAAUUAUAAGUAUCUAGAAUUUAAACACUUAUAAUAAAGUAUCUUGCUCAUCCCUGAGUAUAAUAUUUUAUAUUUGUGUUUGUUUAUAUUUAUAUAAUAUGAUAGUUAUAAUAAUAUAAAUAUCUUUAUCAUAUUAUAACUGAUUUUAACAUUUCUCAACCAACCAAAUUCUGAUAUUAACAAUAUAAAUAUUGUUACAGUUUUACAUCAUAAAUAUCAACAGUGCGAUUUGUAUAUGGAUCAGGAGUCUUUAAACCACUUACAGACAGUGACUGUUAUUGAAAAAAUGAUUCCUAUGUGCUCUUCUAAACUAUCAUUGCAAAAGUCUGAUGUAAUAAGUGAGAAUGAAGUUCGCUGUAUGGAUAUUGCAGAUGCAGGGAAAACAAAAGCCGAAUGUCAUCGGUGGAAAAGCGAUAAAAGUUUAGACAAAGAUUAUUCUGAACUAAUACAACUAAGGCAAGAAGCCUCUAUGAAUAUUAUUGUAAAUGAGACCGAUGGAGAUUACGAGUAUUCUGAAACUUUAUUGCAUUCUGAUAAUGUAAAUCAAAUACACAUUGUAUUGACACUCAGGCAAAUCAAGGCUGAUGAAUUAUUAAGAAACAACUAUUUAAUAGAUUUAAUCAAAUAUGAUGUUAAAGAAUUAGUUCAUAAAAGAUUGCUAGAGUUUUAUAACUCUGCUACUGAGAUUGAUGAGCAUGGUGCAAUUUUACAUGAACAAGUGGUAAUAAUAAUUUUUUCUUUUUAGUUCUUAAAUCCUAGAAUUGAUCUAUAAAAAAAUAUGAUUUUUUUAGUUUUUAAUAGAAAGUAACUGGUUUUUUUUUUUAAAUGUUUGGCUUAUGUAUUUAUAAUAAUUAAUGUAUUAAUAACAAUAUUAUCUAACAUCUAUUGAUGUUUGUUUUACUUUUAUCACAUUAAUUGGAUUUCUCUUUUAGUAAAACUUAUUGUUUGUAACUUUCUCAAUUACCACAUUUUCAGGAUCUUUUCAUUUUUAUUAACUAUCAAAGUUUUAAAUCAAUAAAAAGCUAGACUCCAGAAAUACAUUUCAAUUUAUUUCAUUUUGGUGACUAAGUACAUUUUUUCCUACUGUCAGUAGUUUCUUUUUUGUGAAAGUAAACUUAGCUUAUUAUGCUGUUCAUUUUUAGAUUUAGAGCAGCAUGGCAUGGUAUCUUGCCAUGCUCUUAGUUUUAAUAUGAUGUAUGUUGUAUAAUUUUUUUUUGUGUAUGUCUGAGCAACUUUUCUGUCAGAAAUUUCACUCCAAUGUACUAAGUGUAACUCUAUUUUUGAAAUGAAAUUUUAUCUAAUUAGUGCAUUGAGGAGGUCAGCAGUUUAUAGUAUUUUUUUUAUAACUGUUUCAAAUUCAAACAUUCAAAUUUUAUAGAAAAUAUAUUUUAAUUAAAAUACAAAAAUAUGUACUAUACCAUGUAUUCCACUUGAAACAAAUAGUAGAAGUAGGAACCCUAAAACUUCUGAAAAAUUAGUUGUGUAUUUUAUUUCUUCCUGCCCAAUUAAAAAUCUGCAUCUAUAUAGAAAUAACUAUUUAAACAAAUCUCCAUCCACCAUUGUUGAUAAUUAUUAUCUAUUUUACCAUAUAAACAACUGCUUAUAAUAAAUUAUUAGUGCAACACUGAUUUAAACUUUAAAUUUUAUUUUGCCUUUAAUGUGAUACCACAAAAUAUUUUUGUCUAAACUACUUUUCGGAUCAAAUAUGGUUCUGACAAAAUAUUUUUUGAAUUCAAUAAGUUUCUAACAAUAUAUUUUUGGCCAAAAUACUGGUUUGAUGAAAUAUUUUUGGACAUUACACACUAAAGCUUUUGUGUUUGCUGCGUUUAUUUUUUGAUUAUAAUUGUUAGUGCUGCUUGUAGGUUUUUUUUCAAGACUAAUCUGCAAAAACUACCAUUGAGUACAAGACCCCCUAUUUUCACUCUUAAUCCUUCUUGAUUUAGUCAAGGUUUUAUGUUAUUUAUGGCUUACUCAAAGUCUAAGUGCAUAGUACGUAAAGGGAGAGCAUAUCUUGUAUAUAAACAAUAUAUAUAUAUAUAUAUAUAUAUAUAUCUUUGGACUUUGGCAGUUGUUGUCAAGUUAAUAUUUAUUUAUUGAUUAUAGCUCUCUGGUUUUCAUAUAUUUUAAAUAAAAUCUAUUUUUCUAAGUAAUUUUCUAGCUUUUUUUUUACUAGGUAAAAUUCUCCAAUCUAAAAUAGCUUCUCUAGCUUGUUCUUUCAAAAUGUAUACUAAUUAUUCAUAAUCCUAAAUUCUAUUUUUCUACUGAUCCUUUUGUUUAUAAUUAUUUUUUGGUAACAUGGUAGUAUUAAAUAUCAAGUUUGAAAUUCUGAAAUUAUUGCACUGAUUUGCUUGAGGUCUCUCGAGCAAUAUUUAUUAAUUAUAAAGAUUACAAAUUAAAUAUGUAUUUUGUUUGUAGAAUUUAUGUAAACCUCGAGAAUCAUUCAAAGUUUCUGAUUGUGGAGAUAUUAAGAUAGAAAAACAUAAAUCUCCAAAAAUUAAUUGUAAGCCUAUAGAGCAUAAAAAAAAGAAUACUUUAAUGUCAAAAUUUAAGAAAAAAUUCCACAUAGGCAAAGUUUCUUCUCCAGGUAUAGUAUUUAAUUUUAGUAAUCAUACAAAUAUUAAUAUAUAUUUAGAUGAUAUUAUUUAAUUCUGUUAGAUUUAAAAAACGAAAAAACAGAAAAAAAGCCAUCAAUUAUACAAAACCUGGGACUUUCUCAUUCAAGUGAUAUUUCUGAUAAUAAUGAUUUAUGUAGAUAGUGAUAAGUUAUAAUUUUCAAUUUCCUACUGAUUUAUGUUUAUUAAAUAAACUAUUUUUAC
Cinara cedri is the source of this 5706-nucleotide messenger RNA. The record is from the annotation of a GenBank genome assembly. NCBI's taxonomy places the organism in Eukaryota, Metazoa, Arthropoda, Insecta, Hemiptera, Aphididae.